AUGAACUCCGGAAUACAGAACAUCGUCAUUUCCCUUGGUGCGAUGCAAGUUGCCCGUCGAAUUCCAUUCGAUGACCCGGAAGUUCUCAACUAUGUGCGGAUAGGUUAUGUUGCAAGUCAAGUUGUCAUUAUGGGUGCAUACUUUUAUGUUUCCUACAAGGUCAGCAGGGUAUUUCAGAACACAUACUCGCCCGACUCUGGAGGACUCGUGACUACCACGGUCCGUGACUAUGACCUGUCUGAAACGUCGAAACUGCUUCGUGCUGCGUACUUUGGUGUCGCCAUGAUGGCCUUCUUCCAUUUGUACAUGAAGUAUACCCAGCCUCUCUUUAUUCAAGCCCUUAUGGGUCUGAAGAAUCUAUACGACGCAAAGCCUGUUGCCAUUCACGUUCUUGGGAAGCCCGCAGAAGGCGAUCUGAAGAGACCGUUCAAGGCUGCAUCAAUGUUCGGAGCUGCUGCCGGUCCUCAAACAGACGCAGCGUCAGUUGCAGACGCAGAAAAGAAGAUUGGUGCAAAGAAGGAGGAUUAG
Molecule: messenger RNA, 528 nt
Organism: Suillus subaureus
Lineage: Eukaryota; Fungi; Basidiomycota; Agaricomycetes; Boletales; Suillaceae
Product: inorganic phosphate transporter
Exons: 5
Coding region: 1-528 (175 amino acids)
Biological process (GO): protein targeting to ER
Cellular component (GO): endoplasmic reticulum; mitochondrion
Source: RefSeq, a predicted model, not a curated record